Messenger RNA from Ceratotherium simum simum (southern white rhinoceros), 736 nucleotides. It is a transcript of the gene POLR2D, whose product is annotated as RNA polymerase II subunit D. The record is from RefSeq and is a predicted model, not a curated record. Gene Ontology annotation, molecular function: nucleotide binding. Lineage: Eukaryota; Metazoa; Chordata; Mammalia; Perissodactyla; Rhinocerotidae. Gene Ontology annotation, cellular component: RNA polymerase complex. Gene Ontology annotation, biological process: DNA-templated transcription initiation.
CGCUUCCGCUUCCGGUGGUGUGGUUGGCGGCUGUGAUGGCGGCGGGUGGCAGUGACCCGAGGGCUGGCGAUGUAGAGGAGGACGCCUCACAGCUUAUCUUUCCCAAAGAGUUUGAAACAGCUGAGACGCUUCUAAAUUCAGAAGUUCAUAUGCUUCUGGAGCAUCGAAAGCAACAGAAUGAGAGUGCAGAGGAUGAACAGGAACUUUCUGAGGUCUUCAUGAAAACUUUAAACUACACAGCCCGAUUCAGUCGUUUCAAAAACAGAGAGACCAUUGCCAGUGUCCGUAGCUUGUUGCUCCAGAAGAAGCUUCAUAAGUUUGAGUUGGCCUGUUUGGCCAACCUUUGUCCAGAGACUGCUGAGGAGUCCAAGGCUCUGAUCCCAAGCCUCGAGGGACGGUUUGAAGAUGAGGAGCUACAGCAGAUUCUUGAUGAUAUCCAGACCAAGCGCAGCUUUCAAUAUUAAUCUCCAGACAUCACUCUUCUGCUAAGGGAACCACAUCCCCAGCACAGCACCACUGUCCUGGGGUCUGGAGUUCACUUGCACAGAAAUUCUAUUGCAGAAGACACUUGGGCUUGGGCUUGAUUUAGGUUGCUGUUUCAAACUUAACAGUUGGACCGUGAUGACCAUUUAAUCUUGGAGAGGCCUUGCAAUGGCUGCCUGUGGCUUCCUGAGCUUGCCUCUGGGAAGAGUGAGGCGGGGUGAUGUGCAUAUAAGCUACGCUAUGGACUACCUCA